Sorghum bicolor (sorghum) is the source of this 2232-nucleotide messenger RNA. RefSeq lists its product as uncharacterized. NCBI's taxonomy places the organism in Eukaryota, Viridiplantae, Streptophyta, Magnoliopsida, Poales, Poaceae. The transcript has a single exon. The coding region runs from base 997 to 1872 and encodes 291 amino acids. The record is from RefSeq and is a predicted model, not a curated record.
GCGCGGUAGUCACAGUGGCACUGGGCAAUGGCAUGGCAGCAGUCACAGAAAGAGAGGACUGAUGAGGAACAGCGAGAGCCAGCGGCUGCAGCGCUUCCUGCCCUGCCCUCCUCUCCCUCCCUCCAUCUUCCACCAUGGAGCUAGCUGAGCAGUGAGUUGGCUGCCAGCGCGUGCUGUAUCUUGUAUGGUUGUACUGUAUCCCCUCCUCUCGCUAACCUUUUGUCUCCUUCCCCUCCCAAACCACCACCAGCUCCACCCCUCCCCACUACUUCUUCUGAGCUCCUUGCUGCUGCGGCUGCUUGGUGCUUGCUUCCCUCAUCUCUAGCCUAGCCUGUAGUACAACUGGUUGGAGUGGUUGCCAGUGUUCUCCCCACUUGCUCCUCUCAAUCCACUCUCCCAUGGCCAUGGGUAUGGUGUGCAACCAUGCAUCUACCGCUGAUUGCUGAAGCCUUCACCUCGCCUCGCCUGGGGGAAAGCUUCUGGUUCGCCGCUGCCGCUGCUGUGGGUAUAAAGGUGGAAGACUGAGCUGCCCUUCGACGGAGUCCCGGCGGAGUGGGAAGAUCGCUCCGUCGCCGGGGUUUCGCGGCGAAGAAGGUGGCCUACGCGGCGCCGCUGUGUCGUAUCGCGGUGGAAAGGGAAGGAGCGGGGCGGGGCCGUGAAGGAAUCUUUGCCCCGACACCAUUCCCUCCGCUGCCCCUCGAUUUCCCGGCGGUGUCGGUGCUGCCUUUCGCAAGUAAAAGCGGGAUCUCGCGUCCGCCGGCGGUGGCAUUGCCGGAUCGAGCAGUCUCCGACGGCGGCCUCCGUAUCUGCGUGGCCGAUCUGUUCGCGGCUGGUCAUCUCUUCGCCGGCAUUGCGAAGCGGGCUGGCCGGGCGGUGUGGACUGCUGCGGUGAGGAGUGCAGAGGGGCGUUGCUCUGUGCUGUGAUCCAAGCGGCGGGCGGGCGGGCGGCUGCACGCCAGGUGUUCGACGAAGGACCCCGACCGGUGCAAGCCAGCCAUGAGGGACUUCCCUUCCUGCUUCGGCGAGAGCGGCGUCCAGAUCGCGGACGCGUCGUCGUCGUCGUCCAGCGCCGGCAAGGGCGCGGCGCAGAACCUGGUGACCUGCCUCUACCAGACGCAGUUCUCGGGCCGGCCCUGCGUGAUCUCGCUCACGUGGAGCAAGAGCCUCAUGGGGCAGGGCCUCAGCAUCGGCGUCGACGACCUGUCCGGCCACUGCCUCUGCAAGGCGGACAUCAAGCCGUGGCUCUUCUCCAAGAAGAAGGGGUCCAAGAGCCUCGACGUCGAGGACGGCAAGAUCGACAUCUUCUGGGACCUGUCGGGCGCCAAGUUCGGUGCCGGGCCAGAACCGGUGGAGGGGUUCUAUGUUGCGGUGGUGUUCGACCUUGAGCUCGUGCUCUUGCUGGGGGACAUGAAGAAGGAUGCGUACAGGAAGACUGGAGCCAACCGAUCGAUGCUGAAUGCCGCGUUCGUGGCGAGGAAGGAGCACAUAUAUGGCAAGAAGAUCUACUCUGCCAAGGCGCAAUUCUGCAACAAUGGCCAGUUCCAUGACAUUGCCAUAGAGUGCGAUACCGUCGGCUUGAAGGAUCCAUGUCUUGAAAUAAGAGUUGAUAAGAAGCCCGUGAUGCAGGUGAAGCGCCUGGCGUGGAAGUUUAGGGGAAAUCAGACAAUUCUCGUUGAUGGCUUGCCUGUGGAGGUGUUCUGGGAUGUUCACAGUUGGCUCUUUGGAUCAACGACGAGCAAUGCGGUGUUCAUGUUUCAGACAUGCCAGGCACCUGAGAAGUCGCUGCCAUGGUCCUACUCGCAGAUUUUUAGGGAGUCCCAGUUGCAAGGUCUUGGUUUCUCGCUGAUCCUGCAUGCGUGGAAGGUUGAAUAGGUUUUUUUUGCAGGAUCACAAUUUGCUUCUGCACCUGCCUCCUUUUCUUUAGUGCUAACAAAAGACGUUUUGUUGAGGUCAUCAGAAUGCUAUGGAGGCUCUCCAAUAUAUGUUCUUUCAUUUUAUUUUGAUUUUGUUUUGCCAUCUCCUAUAAACGCUUUGUUUGAAUAGUUGGCAAGUUAUGUGAUAUCCCAGUGGCUUUGCCACUCUGUUCUUUCUCACUCUUCUUCUUGUGCCUUGAGUGAGGAUAAUUCUAAUGAUCAAAUAGUUCAAUCGGUGACCAUGCCGAAGAAAGAGAAUGUUGUCAUUAUGUAAAGUAUAUCAAAGUUCCGAUUAUUUGUUGGUGAUAGUAACGUCCAA